Messenger RNA from Zingiber officinale, 2746 nucleotides. RefSeq names its product histone-lysine N-methyltransferase, H3 lysine-9 specific SUVH1-like. The coding region runs from base 294 to 2336 and encodes 680 amino acids. Gene Ontology annotation, molecular function: histone methyltransferase activity; protein binding; zinc ion binding. The record is from RefSeq and is a predicted model, not a curated record. Lineage: Eukaryota; Viridiplantae; Streptophyta; Magnoliopsida; Zingiberales; Zingiberaceae. Gene Ontology annotation, cellular component: nucleus. The transcript is spliced from 3 exons.
AGUGCAGAAAUGGUGACCAAAAUCUCGCUUUAAAGAAGAGCCCAAAUAGGGAAAAGGUGAAGCCCAGAUUGUGAGCGAGAGGAGCCGCCUGAGGCAGCGGAACGAAUCGACGUCCCCCAGCGCCGAGACGAGUCAGACGACGCCCCUCGCAGGCAUUGGCGCCCAACCUCUUCGAUUCAUCUGGCGUCACUGCGUUCUUUGUAGAGUUUCAUACCAGUUGAAGAAGGGAAGAGAACUACUAGUUUAUCAAAGUUCGGUCUUCUUUUCUCGCGACAUAUUUUGUUUGUUUGGUCAUGGAAAGAAGAUCUAAUUGUACCCCGGAGGGGGAAAAUGGAGUAUUGGAUGUGAAACCAUUACGUUCUUUAGCGCCAAUGUUCCCUGCGCCUUUUGGCUUCAACAUGGUUACACAGUCAAAUGUGCCACCCCUUGUUUGCAUCAGCCCCUUUGGCUCAUCUGUUUCAGGUCUGGAUCCUUCACAUUUCAACCAAAGACCCCCAAAUAAAGGCUCUAUUGCCACAAAUGAGGGAGCUGCUCAUGUUGCAAUGAGGUUUGGUGUUAAUGGCGACAUAAAUUUCACACCAGUCUCUGCUUCAAAUAGAACACCACUCCCUGGAUCCUUUGGGAAAACAGGACCGAGCAUUGUGCCUGUGGAUGACGAUGACGAUGACCACUCUUUUGAAGGUAAAACUCAAGUUUCGGGCAAGAGAGGUAAAAAAUCACGAGCAAGUAGCUCUGGGUCAGAUGCCAAACGCAAACGACUUAUUAAGAGUUCAAGGAAGCUGCUUCCUUUGGUGCUACCUAUGCCAGAUAACCCAAGGGAGUCAGUGGAUAUGAUCCUUAUGACUUUUGAUGCACUCCGCAGGAGGAUUCUUCAGGUGGAUGAGGUAAAAGAUGAGAGCAACCGUCAAUACUUGAAAGCUGGGGCCAUUAUGACGGCUAGGAAUGUGAAGACUAAUGUGGGAAAAAGGGUUGGAUCUAUUCCAGGAGUUGAAGUUGGAGAUAUUUUCUAUUUCAGAUUUGAGAUGAACUUGAUUGGUUUGCACACUCCUAGUAUGGCUGGUAUUGAUUACCUAACAACUAGAUUUGGUGACAAAGAUGAGCCUGUUGCUAUUUGUGUUGUGUCAGCUGGUGGUUAUGAGAAUGAAGAGGAUGAUGUUGAUGUCUUGAUUUACAGUGGCCAGGGAGGUAGUGGGAAGCAUGAAAAUAAACCAGUUGAUCAGAAAUUGGAAAGAGGGAACCUUGCCCUUGACAGAAGUUCUCACAGGAAGAAUCAGAUCCGGGUUGUACGUAGUGCCAAAGAUAUUAAUUGUCCAACUGGUAAAAUAUACAUCUACGAUGGACUUUACAAGAUUGAAAGCUCAUGGAUAGAGAAAGCUAAGGCAGGCUUUAACAUGUUCAAGUACAAGUUGCUAAGAGAACCAGGACAGCCUGAUGGAAUUGCAAUAUGGAAAAUGACCCAGAAGUGGAAAGAAAAUCCAUCAAGUAGAGGUAGAGUGAUAUUGCAUGACGUAUCAUCAGGUGCAGAAAACAUUCCUGUUUGCCUUGUCAAUGAUGUUGAUGAUGAGAGAGGACCAAACCAUUUCGUAUACAUAACGAGGGUCAAGUAUCACCAUCCUACUGAUAUGAUGAAGCCUCUACAGGGUUGCAUGUGCCUAAGUGUGUGUCUCCCUGGUGACGUGAACUGCUCUUGUGCGCACCAUAAUGGGGGUGAUUUACCAUACAAUUCAAUGGGUCUUCUUGUAUGUCGUAAGCCGUUAAUUUAUGAGUGUUCCUCAUCUUGCCAAUGCACAUUAAAUUGCCGAAAUAGGGUGACUCAGAAGGGUAUUAGGCUUCACUUUGAAAUUUUCAGGACAAGUAAUUGCGGUUGGGGUCUUCGUUCCUGGGACCCUAUUAGAGCAGGUACAUUUAUUUGUGAAUAUACUGGUGAGGUUAUUGAUAGGAGCAAAAUUGCAGAUGAAGGUGAAGAGGAUGAGCAUAUCUUUCAAGCUACCUAUCUUGGUGAAAAAGCAAUGGGGUUCAAUUGUUGGCCUGAAUUAUUGGAAGAGGCUGAAUUAACUAGUGAAACUGAGGUGUUUAGGUCAUUUCCCAUUACAUUAAGUGCAAAGAAUUUGGGCAACAUAUCCCGUUUUAUGAAUCAUAGCUGCUCCCCUAAUGUCUUUUGGCAACCAGUUUUAUAUGAUCAUGGUGAUGAAGAGUAUCCACAUAUAAUGUUCUUUGCAAUGAAGCACAUACCCCCUAUGACUGAACUGACAUAUGAUUAUGGUCCUGGAUCUGGAUCACUCUAUAGUAAGAAGUGCUUGUGUGGAUCAUCAAAUUGCCGAGGUUAUUUUGGAUAAAACUUCAUCGAUAGUUUAUUCAUAAGAAAUCACCCAUCCCUCAAGUUUCAUGUAUUUUGAUCUCUGAUGCGCACAAGGGAAGACGACAUCUUGGUCCUCGAAGCGUGGGGCUUAUGACACUAAGAUUUUUGGAUGUUAAGGAAACUGAUAUUAUUGACCGACUGUAGACUGUCCCUGCCCUCAUUACUGCGGCAGUAUUUACUGUAUGUGUACAGUAUCCAUCAACUGGCACAAUGAAACAUGAAUGGAUGUCAUAUUUUGGAAGUGUAACCUAACCUGUCUGUAUAAUUAGCAAGAUAGAUGGUAGUUUGAUGCGUAGAACUAAACUUAGUUUCUUUGUGAAGCAAACUGGUUUUGGGAAUUGUAGCUUUCUAGUGUUUUAGUAUGUUAAGGUUUGUUUUUUUGGUCAA